Molecule: messenger RNA, 851 nt
Organism: Nematolebias whitei (Rio pearlfish)
Lineage: Eukaryota; Metazoa; Chordata; Actinopteri; Cyprinodontiformes; Rivulidae
Product: claudin-4
Exons: 1
Coding region: 1-669 (222 amino acids)
Biological process (GO): bicellular tight junction assembly; cell adhesion
Cellular component (GO): bicellular tight junction; plasma membrane
Molecular function (GO): structural molecule activity
Source: RefSeq, a predicted model, not a curated record
AUGAAGAGGCAGCUGGAGCUUGUCGCCUUAGGGCUGGCCUUCACGGGGUGGCUGGCUGCGGUUCUGACCCGCUGCGUGGCCCUGUGGAAGGUCAGCGGGACCGUGGACAACGUCACGGCCACCCUGCCUGCCUACUGGGACGGGGUGUGGCUGGAAUGGGACCACUGGGACCUGGCCCACGACGGCAGCCUGCACUGCUCUUUCUACCGGUCCCUCAUGUCUCUGUCCGGGAGUUUCCGCACAUGGAGGGCCAUAAUCGAGGCGGCCAUCGGCGCUGGGGGCUUCGCAGCUGUGAUUGGAGGGGCGGGGCUUAUCUGGUUCCCAGGUCGAGGGCAGAUCAAAGUGUUUUCUGGGGCUUUCUUCAUCGUGGCAGGGAUCCUGAUGCUGGUUCCCACAGCCUGGACCUGCCAUCACACCAGUCAGCCACUUGAGGGCGCGGUCCCCCUCAGCAGGACCUGGGGCCCGGCUAUGUACCUGGGCUGGAUCUCCUUCUCCCUGAUGCUGGUCGGCGGGGUGUUUCUCAUCACCAGGUGGUCCUCUGCUGGGGGACAGGUGGAGGAGCCUGGAACCGGCAGGACCCCCGACCAGGAGGCCAGUCACCCUCUGAGCACAAUCAACAGAACCACGUUCACCCACAGCCAGUACGGACGCAGGUCAGAACCCAUCUGAGGGACCAGAGGUCCAGAGACCUGCACGAGCAGUGAGGACAGGGGACCACUUCUGUCCUCGGAGACAGAACUGUAGCUACAGGGGGCUUACUAACGGGGACACACAUGGGACUGGACCUGGUUCUGUUGGGUUUUAUAACAUUUUAACAAAUUGUUUGUUGUUUACAUGACGGGCCUGGUGGU